UGCAAAUUACAUUUUCGUUUUCAUUUGUGACACAAUAGUUUGUAAUGCGCGCUGGAUGCCAUAAUGACACGAAGAAGAAGAAACAAUGGCUUCAGGGUUACUGAAGAAAAAGAACAUAGCACUAUUAUGUAUUAAAAUCUGCAUUUAUUUUUUAGGAAGCCUAAUGAAAAUGAAGCUUUUCUUUAUUUCGCCCUUAUUGUUCUGGCGUUUACUCGACCAUGGUGCAUCUGGUGUUGAUAUACACAGAGUGUUAUUGAUGGAGGGAGAUUCAGUCACUUUACACACUGGUGUUAAAACAAACCAACAAGACAGAAUUAGGUGGUAUUUCAAUGACACUCGCAUCGCUCAAAUCACUGGAGAUCUCAGUAAGAUCUGUACAGAUGUUCAGUGUAAUGAAGGUACUGAGAGAUUCAGUGGAAGACUGAAGCUGGAUCAUCAGACUGGAUCUAUGACCAUCAUGGACAUCACAAACAAACACUCUGGAGUUUAUAAACUACUGAUAAGCAGCAGCAACAUCGACAGUGAAAACAGCUUCAGUGUUAUUGCACAUGGUGUUGCUGCUGAACGAGAUAAAAUGAAGAGAAAGUCAGUUAAGGAAGGAGAAUCUGUCACUUUAGAUUCUGAUGUAGUAAAAAAAACAAAUGAUUUAAAGAUGUGGUAUUUUAAUGACGCUCUCAUCAUUGUACUCACUGGAGAUCAGAGUGAGAUCUGUACAAAUGAUCAGUGCGAUGUGAGAUUCAGAGACAGACUGAAGCUGGAUCAGACUGGAUCUCUGACCAUCACAAACACUAGAACCACAGACUCUGGACUUUAUAAACUACAGAUCAACAGCAGCAGGUUCGACAUCAUAAAGACAUUCAGUGUUACUGUCACUGCUGUUAUAGAUUCAGCUGCUGCUGCUGUUGCUGUUGUUGUUGUUGCUGUUCUGCUGGUUGCAGCUGCUGGUGUGAUUUACUGUCACCACAGGAGAUUAAGAAAAAAUGAAGACAAGAUAACAAAGAAUGGUCAUUCCCCGGAGAAUGGUGGAGAAGGAUCACCCCUUAUUAAUAAUGAGACUGGUGGGGCUGAGAGCCUGCUGAAGGUGGUCGAUAAAAAUAAUGUCCCCUCUGGUGGGGCUGAGAGCCCGCAGAAGGUGGUCUAUGAAAAUAAUGCGCCCACUGGUGGGGCUGAGAGUCUGCUGGAGGUGAUCGAUGAAAAUAAUGCGCCCGCUGGUGGGGCUGAGAGCCUGCUGGAGGUGAUCGAUGAAAAUAAUGCGCCUGCUGGUGGGGCUAAGAGCCUGCUGGAGGUGAUCGAUGAAAAUAAUGCGCCUGCUGGUGGGGCUAAGAGCCUGCUGGAGGUGAUCGAUGAAAAUAAUGCGCCCGCUGGUGUGGCUGAGAGUCCGCUGAAGGUGGUCGAUGAAAAUAAUGUGCCCGCUGGUGGGGCUGAGAGUCCGCCAAAGGUGGUCGAUGAAAAUGCGCCCGCUGGUGUGACUGAGAGUCCGCCAAAGGUGAUCGAUGAAAAUAAUGCGCCUGCUGGUGGGGCUAAGAGCCUGCUGGAGGUGAUCGAUGAAAAUAAUGCGCCUGCUGGUGGGGCUAAGAGCCUGCUGGAGGUGAUCGAUGAAAAUAAUGCGCCUGCUGGUGGGGCUAAGAGCCUGCUGGAGGUGAUCGAUGAAAAUAAUGCGCCUGCUGGUGGGGCUAAGAGCCUGCUGGAGGUGAUCGAUGAAAAUAAUGCGCCUGCUGGUGGGGCUGAGAGUCCGCUGAAGGUGGUCGAUGAAAAUAAUGUGCCCGCUGGUGGGGCUAAGAGCCUGCUGGAGGUGAUCGAUGAAAAUAAUGCGCCCGCUGGUGUGGCUGAGAGUCCGCUGAAGGUGGUCGAUGAAAAUAAUGUGCCCGCUGGUGGGGCUGAGAGUCCGCCAAAGGUGAUCGAUGAAAAUAAUGCGCCUGCUGGUGGGGCUAAGAGCCUGCUGGAGGUGAUCGAUGAAAAUAAUGCGCCUGCUGGUGGGGCUAAGAGCCUGCUGGAGGUGAUCGAUGAAAAUAAUGCGCCUGCUGGUGGGGCUAAGAGCCUGCUGGAGGUGGUCGAUGAAAAUAAUGCGCCUGCUGGUGGGGCUGAGAGCCUGCUGGAGGUGGUCGAUGAAAAUAAUGCGCCUGCUGGUGGGGCUAAGAGCCUGCUGGAGGUGAUCGAUGAAAAUAAUGCGCCCGCUGGUGUGGCUGAGAGUCCGCUGAAGGUGGUCAAUGAAAAUCUGCUCACUGGUGGGGCUGAGAGCCCGCAAAAGGUGGUCGAUGAAAAUAAUGUGCCCGCUGGUGGGGCUGAGAGCCCGCAGAAGGUGGUCGAUGAAAAUGCGCCCGCUGGUGUGACUGAGAGUCCGCCAAAGGUGGUCGAUGAAAAUGCGCUCACUGGUGGGGCUGAGAGCCCACAAAAGGUGGUAAAUGAAAAAAAUGCGCCCACUGGUGAGAGUCUGGCGAAGGUGGUUGAUGAAAAUCUGCUCACUGGUGUGGCUGAGAGCCCGCAAAAGGUGGUCGAUGAAAAUAAUGCGCCCGCUGGUGUGACUGAGAGUCCGCCAAAGGUGGUCGAUGAAAAUGUGCCCACUGGUGGGGCUGAGAGCCCGCAAAAGGUGGUCGAUGAAAAUAAUGCACCCGCUGGUGUGGCUGAGAGUCUGCAGAAGGUGGUCGAUGAAAAUCUGCUCACUGGUGGGGCUGAGAGCCCGCCAAAGGUGGUCGAUGGAAAAAAUGCACCCGCUGGUGUGACUGAGAGCCCGCCAAAGGUGGUCGAUGAAAAUAAUCCGCCCACUGGUGGGGCUGAGAGCAUCCAUUGGUCCGGGUGUGAGUCUGCAGAAGGAUGA
Labeo rohita (rohu) is the source of this 2815-nucleotide messenger RNA. RefSeq names its product titin-like. The coding region runs from base 86 to 2815 and encodes 909 amino acids. The transcript is spliced from 12 exons. The record is from RefSeq and is a predicted model, not a curated record. NCBI's taxonomy places the organism in Eukaryota, Metazoa, Chordata, Actinopteri, Cypriniformes, Cyprinidae.